This is a messenger RNA of Alternaria conjuncta, 888 nucleotides long. RefSeq lists its product as uncharacterized. The record is from RefSeq and is a predicted model, not a curated record. NCBI's taxonomy places the organism in Eukaryota, Fungi, Ascomycota, Dothideomycetes, Pleosporales, Pleosporaceae. Bases 1 to 888 code for a protein of 295 amino acids. The transcript has a single exon.
AUGCCUCCUCCGCGGACCCCUCGCGAGAUGCGCCAUCAAUCAAUGGUUGAGCUAGGAUCUCUACAGUCCGAUGGCAGUCCCAAGAGCGUAGAGGAAGUUCUCAGUGCUUUCCCAUAUCCCAACAAGAUUAAACUCCUCGGACGUAUAACGCCUCCCUAUCAAUACAAAGAGCCCGGUUCCGCCAGCCCAUCCUACCGCGCCAACCGCGGAGCCAUCAUCGCCAUCGAAGGCGACGACCCAGCCGCCGUCAAAGAACUCACAGAAUGGCUCAACGAAUACCUCAUCAAGCAAAAGGAAUACAGCCCGCAAAUCGCCGAGCCACCGCAAUCCCCCACCGACAACGCCGACAACGAGGUUACCUUCGAAGACUACCUCGACCUAAUCAAAGAAUGGCACGCCAAGAGCAAAGAAAUGAUCAAAUACAUCACCACCACACCCACUUCACCCAUAGACACCCCGUCAUCCAACAACAGCGACACAAUCAUCGUCUCCACAAAAGACACCCGCAAAGACUCCGCCACACCCCCCGACUCCCCCUCCCACUCCCUUUCUUCCACCUCCCCCACCAUCAAACCCGUAAUCCUGCUCCCAACCUUCCAACUCGCCGCCUCCAUCGCCUACGCCUCCCGCAUCCCCAUCCAAGAUGCCUACAGCCCAACCGACCACUGGCAGUGGAUGGCGACGCUGUGGCGCGGCACCGUAGGACCCGAUUUGACGCUGUAUGUGAAGAGCUUUGAUCCGAAGGAGGGGCAGGUGGGGCUGAAACCGGAGAUGGACGAAGGGGUUAGGUGUUUGAGUGUUUGGAAGGCGUGUGGACCUGGAGGCAGGUUUGCGGAUGCGGAUUUGAGGAGGGUGGGGUUUGAGGUUGGGGAGUGGGUUAAGGGUUAG